AUGGAAAUCCAACUGCCAUCUGGUUUCUCUUACGAUAUCUUCGUAAGUUUCAGGGGUGACACCCGAAAAACCUUCACGGAUCACCUCUGCAAGGCCUUGCRGAAUGCCGGAUUCCGCACUUUCAGAGACGAGGAUGACAUCCAGAUAGGUCACCAGAUCAAACCUCAACUUGAAAGAGCCAUCGAUCGGUCCACUAUUGCAAUUAUUGUUUUCACCAAAUCUUAUGGUGAUUCCAAAUGGUGUCUUAACGAGCUCCUGAAGAUUCUAGAACGGAAAAAGUUUGAURAUCAUUACAUUGUUUUUCCAAUCUUCUAUCGUGUCCAACCCRAGACCAUCCGAAAGCAGGAGGGGAGCUUUUYGAAAGCCUUUGAGGGAUACAGGAAAACCGGUGAAUACUCUGAGGAGAAGAUUGAUCAAUGGAGGAAAGCCUUGAAGGAAGUUUCCAACAUAGCAGGAACGGUUUUGCCAGAUAAAUCUGAUAGGUACGAAUCCUCGUUUAUCGAGGAAAUCAUUGAAUCAGUAAAAACCAUAUUGAAACAAAUGAGCUUAGAUGUAGCUUCAUGUAGAGUGGGCAUUGGAUCUCGAGUCAAACCAAUUGAUCAGUGGCUAAAAGAUCCUGCAGAUGUCAGCGUUGGAGUCAUCAGUGGGAUGCGAGGGGUGGGAAAAUCUACCAUCGCCAAAGUUGCUUACGACUUGAAUUUUGGUAAUUUUGAAGCUUGCAGCUUGCUUGAUGUAAGAAAAGCUUUCAAACAAAAAGAUGUUUUACUAGAUUUACAAACUCAGCUUCGUUCAGACACUUCAGCAAAAGGAAAGCAGAAAGUAGUAGAUGACAACCAAGGGUGUAUACUGAAGAUUCAGGAUGCUAAAUGCCAAAAAAGAAUUCUAUUGCUCCUUGACCAUGUUGAUCAGAUUGAACAAGUCAACUUUUGGCUAAAUGCUGGGAAAUCGUUUGAGAAAGGCAGUAAAAUCAUGAUAACUACAUCUCAUGAGCAUCUAAUAAGUCACCUACGACAUAAGCCUUUUAAGAUUAAGCAACUUGAUGAUCAUGAAUCUCUUCGGCUUUUCUGUUGUCACGCCUUUUCAAGAUUCCAUCCAACCGAAGGCUACUCAGAACUUUCAGAAAGAGUAGUACGACGCUGUGAAGGACGACCUUUAGCUCUUCAGCUUUUGGGUUCUUCUCUGUCUGGCAAGAACUCAGAGCUAUGGGAAAGUGCUUUAGAGCAACUGGAAGCAAGCCCAGAUGAACGAAACCGUAAAACAUUAGAGGUGGGGUAUAAGUUGUUGGAUGAUCAUGACCAGCGAUUAUUUCUCACCAUUGCUUCAUCUUUUGUCGGAAAAGAGAAAGGUGAAGCCGUGAAAAUGCUGGAAGAACGCAAUUUCUACUCCAAGGUUGGUAUGCAGAACCUCUUGGAUAGGUCUCUCAUAGGGGUUGAUGAAGACAAUAAGCUCAUAAUGCAACGUUUGGUUCUUGACAUGGCAGAGGAAGUUAUCCGUCAGGAAACUGUUGAUGAUCAACAUGGAAAACAUAAUUCAACAAAAGCUAAAACUGUGAGAGAUGCAAGUGAAGGAAAACGCAAGCGUCCAAGAGAUUACGAAGAUGAAUCAAUGCCACAGAACGUAGCGUCAAGUUCUUUUAAACGUUUGUGUCUCCGCUUUUUCUCCAUGUUCAAGCCAAGUACUAGCUAA
Messenger RNA from Cynara cardunculus var. scolymus (artichoke), 1686 nucleotides. Its product is annotated as TMV resistance protein N-like. Bases 1 to 1686 code for a protein of 561 amino acids. Gene Ontology annotation, molecular function: ADP binding. Lineage: Eukaryota; Viridiplantae; Streptophyta; Magnoliopsida; Asterales; Asteraceae. Gene Ontology annotation, biological process: signal transduction; defense response. The transcript is spliced from 3 exons. The record is from RefSeq and is a predicted model, not a curated record.